AUGAUUAAUGAAUUUGGACACGCUGUCUCUGUGGACCAUGCAAGACUAUGGACACUGCAGCUGUGGUGCCAGACAGCAGAGUCUGGGAAAUACAUCGGUGUGGACUCUUCUAUGGUAGAAGUGGUGGUCCCUGCCAGCGAGAACGGGCGUGCGGGGCGGGGGCGCCCGACGGCGUCCGAGGGCGCGGCGGAGCGAGGCCUGAGGGAGGGGACGCUGCUGGAGACCCUGCGCGAGCGGCUGCUGAGCGUGCAGCAGGAUUUCACCUCCGGGCUGAAGACGUUAAGCGACAAGUCAAAAGAAGCAAAAGUAAAAAGCAGACCCAGGACUGCUCCCUACUUACCAAAGUACUCUGCUGGACUGGACUUACUUAGCAGGUAUGAGGAUACGUGGGCUGCACUUCACAGAAGAGCCAAGGAAUGUGCAGACGCUGGCGAGCUGGUGGACAGCGAGGUGGUCAUGCUGUCUGCCCACUGGGAGAAGAAGAGGACCAGCCUGGCCGAGCUGCAGGAGCAGCUGCAGCAGCUGCCAGCUCUCCUCCAGGACGUGGAGUCCUUGAUGGCAAGCCUGGCUCAUUUAGAGACGAGUUUUGAAGAGGUAGAAAACCACCUGUUGCAUCUGGAGGACUUGUGUGGGCAGUGUGAGUUAGAAAGACAUAAACAGGCCCAGGCCCGGCACCUGGAGGAUUACAAGAAGAGUAAGAGGAAGGAGCUCGAAGCCUUCAAAGCUGAACUCGAUACAGAACACGCACAGAAGGUCCUGGAAAUGGAGCACACCCAGCAGCUGAAGCUGAAGGAGCGGCAGAAGUUCUUCGAGGAAGCUUUCCAGCAGGACAUGGAGCAGUACCUGUCCACAGGUCACCUGCAGAUUGCAGAGAGGCGAGAGCCCAUGGGCAGCAUGUCCUCCAUGGAAGUGAAUGUGGACGUGCUGGAGCAGAUGGACCUGAUGGACCUCUCUGACCAGGAGGCGCUCGAUGUCUUCUUGAACUCUGGUGGAGAGGACACUACUGUGAUAUCCCCUGGUUUGGAGAUGGAAUCCAACCCCAGUCAGAAUGAAAUGAGUCUUCAGAUUCCAAAUCCCUCAGAAUCAGCAUCCCAGCCACCUGCCUCACCCUCUGCCUGCACUGACCUGGACACUGCUGAUGCUCCCCUCAUCCAGGCUGAUGAAGAGGAGGUACAAGUGGACACGGCCUUGGUCACAUUAAACACUGACAGAAAGUCCACCCCAGGUGUCAGUGAUGACAGUGACCAGUGUGACUCAACUCAGGACAUUUAAGUGACUUCUCAGCUGUACGCAGAAUCUUCCUACAAAGCCAGGUGCUUGGGUUUUUUGGUUUUACACAGUUGCUAAUGAGAUGUGAGAACUGUUAGAGAAGUGGUCACAAUAAAGCUAUGGACUAAACAUUG
This is a messenger RNA of Rattus rattus (black rat), 1403 nucleotides long. It is a transcript of the gene Dtnbp1, whose product is annotated as dystrobrevin binding protein 1. The record is from RefSeq and is a predicted model, not a curated record. Lineage: Eukaryota; Metazoa; Chordata; Mammalia; Rodentia; Muridae. Gene Ontology annotation, cellular component: cytoplasm; neuron projection; plasma membrane. Gene Ontology annotation, biological process: anterograde synaptic vesicle transport; neuron projection development; regulation of synaptic vesicle exocytosis.